UCAACUGGAGCUGCCUGCUCUCAAUCCAGCUGCGAUUGCCAGCGGGCGACUAAGAUGCGUGUUUGUCCUCAGGUGCCCGAGUGUGUGUGUUUGUGCGUGUGUGUGUGCGUACGCACGCAUAAGGUUGGGAGCUGGGAGGCAACUUGGCUUUGGGGGCCCAAACUAGCCUGCUUCCCCUUCUGGGUCUGCUGGCCUAAUUCCCAGCUGCAGCUGCCGUUUCUGGGCUCCCCUCCCUGAGGCAAUCUCCCCGCAGAUUUGACAGCGGGAGAGGAGGGGCCGAGGGAAGGGGAAUGAACCGGGAAGGGGACUCAGCUCUAAUCUGAUGUAGAUGAUCCGGCAGCCUUCUCCAGCUUAGCUGCCCUCUGCCAUCAGCUCUCUGGGCGAUGAUUUUCUCUGUGCCUGCACUCUCCCCUCCUGCCUUCAUCUCCUUAAGAAAGUGUCCAGAAAGUUAAACCCACACACACAAACACACACACACACAAUCCACCAAAAAAAAAAAAAAAUCAGGGAGCAGGAGCAGGCAGAGGAGUAAGAGAGCACGCGCACAAGCGAGAGGGCUCAGCGCGGUCUUGGAGGAAGAGCGGCGCAGGCAGAGGGAGGCUGGGGUUCGCGGUGACCAGGACUAAGGUCUCUUAGCCCUCAGGAGCCUCCUUCAUGGACCCGGGGAUCCUGAGAGGGGCUGCCUCAGCUUAGGAUGGGCAACUGUGUGAAGUCUCCACUGAGAAAUCUCUCAAGGAAGAUGCGCCAGGAGGAGACCAGCUACACGGUGGUGCAGACAAGUGAGGAGGGGCUGGCGGCCAGCGGUGAACUCCCGGGACCACUCCUGAUGCUGGCCCAGAACUGCGCUGUCAUGCACAACCUGCUGGGCCCCGCUUGCAUUUUCCUGCGUAAGGGCUUCGCGGAGAACAGGCAGCCUGACAGAUCUCUGCGACCAGAGGAGAUUGAAGAGCUCCGGGAGGCCUUCAAGGAAUUUGACAAGGACAAGGAUGGCUACAUCAACUGCCGGGACCUGGGCAACUGCAUGCGCACCAUGGGCUACAUGCCCACUGAGAUGGAGCUCAUUGAGCUGUCCCAGCAGAUCAACAUGAACCUGGGUGGCCAUGUAGAUUUCGAUGACUUUGUGGAGCUAAUGGGACCUAAACUCCUGGCGGAGACGGCAGAUAUGAUUGGAGUAAAAGAGCUGCGAGAUGCUUUCCGAGAGUUUGACACCAAUGGUGAUGGGGAGAUAAGCACCAGUGAGUUACGAGAGGCCAUGAGGAAGCUCCUGGGUCAUCAGGUGGGACACCGAGACAUAGAGGAAAUCAUCCGAGACGUGGACCUCAAUGGGGAUGGACGAGUGGACUUUGAAGAAUUUGUCCGGAUGAUGUCCCGCUGAGGCCACCAGGGCCCCUCCAGGACUGCCAAGCGCCACAGGUGGGAGAAGAGGAGCCUGAGCUCGCCUCACCUGCCGCAGCCGCAGAGAGCCCAGAAGAUACUGGCGGAUGGGGCCUGCCUGCACCCCAGGGAGGUGCCUACCCCGGACCCCCACCCCUCUGCACUGUGAAAGACUCAUGACUCCUGCAACUGGAAAGGGGUGGGGGCGCCGGCUGACGAGGAGGCCACCGUGCCAAGCCGGCAGAGGUCAGGCCAGGUGCCGCGUGCCAGGGACCCAGUCGCCGCUGGCCAGGUGGGCCUGGAGCCGCCAGCGGGCCCCACACAGCAUGCCUGCCCCGGGGGCAAAGCCUCUCGCCGCCCUCCUCCGUUCUGCGCCCAUCCCAGCUCGCCUCAGCCCUGUUAUCUCAGAACCAAUAAAAGUAUUUCCAGGAGAAA
Messenger RNA from Phacochoerus africanus (Common warthog), 1809 nucleotides. It is a transcript of the gene CABP1, whose product is annotated as calcium binding protein 1. Gene Ontology annotation, molecular function: calcium ion binding. The transcript has 7 exons. The coding region runs from base 695 to 1375 and encodes 226 amino acids. NCBI's taxonomy places the organism in Eukaryota, Metazoa, Chordata, Mammalia, Artiodactyla, Suidae. The record is from RefSeq and is a predicted model, not a curated record.